Messenger RNA from Mustela lutreola (European mink), 1008 nucleotides. It is a transcript of the gene MRPL58, whose product is annotated as mitochondrial ribosomal protein L58. Gene Ontology annotation, biological process: mitochondrial translational termination. Gene Ontology annotation, cellular component: mitochondrial large ribosomal subunit. The transcript has 6 exons. Gene Ontology annotation, molecular function: translation release factor activity. Lineage: Eukaryota; Metazoa; Chordata; Mammalia; Carnivora; Mustelidae. Bases 51 to 770 code for a protein of 239 amino acids. The record is from RefSeq and is a predicted model, not a curated record.
CGCGGACCGCGGAAGGAAGCACCCACCGGAAGCCGCCCCGGGAUCCGAACAUGGCGACCGCCCGGUUCCUGCACUGGGGCCUGAGACGAACCGGCGCCUGGCUGCUCCCGCCGCCCGCGCGCUGUCCCCAGCGGGCUCUGCACAAGCAAGCAGAGGGCACCGAGUUCCAGAGCAUCUACAGCCUGGACAAGCUCUACCCGGAAUCCCGGGGCUCGGACACCGCAUGGAGGGUGCCGGUGAGCGGGGAGGGCUGGACGGAAGGGGCGUUUCCCCGUCCCUGCUCGGGGGACAGCGGGAAACCCGGGCAGCAUCGGCCGGGCGGGAGCAAAUCGCAGGCUGAAGCACAGAAGGCCAGUAACGACAUUCCUCUGGAUCGUUUGACGAUAUCUUACUGUCGGAGUAGUGGUCCUGGGGGCCAGAAUGUUAACAAAGUGAACUCCAAGGCUGAAGUCAGGUUCCACUUGGCAACUGCCGAGUGGAUCGCAGAGCCCGUGCGGCAGAGGAUCGCCAUCACGCAUAAAAAUAAGAUCAAUAGGUCAGGUGAGUUGAUACUCACCUCUGAAUGUAGCCGCUACCAGUUCCGAAAUCUGGCAGAUUGUCUUCAGAAAAUUCGAGACAUGAUUGCUGAGGCCAGCCAGCCAGCGAAGGAGCCAUCCAAAGAAGACGCUGCACUACACAGAAUCAGGAUAGAAAACAUGAAUCACGAAAGGCUGAGAAAAAAGCGAAUACAUUCUGCCCUAAAAACAGACAGGAGAGUGGGUAUGGAUUGAAAUCCUCCAGAGCCGGCACGGCCCUCUUCAGGGGGUCCAUGCUGCCACAGCCGAGAGCCUGAACACCGUCAGGAGACCCUGUGUGUGGGGGUGUGUUGGUGUGUGGUUGUUAACACCUGUACACGAGAAUGUUCAUCUGGAAGGAGGGUUGCAGAGGUCUUCAUGAGCCAUCACCUAUUGUCAAACCUUAAUUACUCGUUUACCAUAUGAGCUGCAUUAAAACUCCGCAAGAAAUGCA